Molecule: messenger RNA, 708 nt
Organism: Akanthomyces muscarius
Lineage: Eukaryota; Fungi; Ascomycota; Sordariomycetes; Hypocreales; Cordycipitaceae
Exons: 1
Coding region: 1-708 (235 amino acids)
Molecular function (GO): acyltransferase activity, transferring groups other than amino-acyl groups
Source: RefSeq, a predicted model, not a curated record
AUGGCCGAAGCCAUGGAACUGACGCUCAUUGACAUGGUCAAGGUCAAGACGACCCUGCCGGCGCCGUACCUCCCCGUCGCCGCGCGCCCGCCGCACGAGACGCCGCGUCUUCUGCUACGGUCCUUUACCGCCGACGACCUCGCGCAGUACCACGAGCUUCGCACGCAGCCCGAGGUCAUGAUCUUCACCGCGCAGGGGCGACCCGACGCCUCGCCGGCCGAGACGCAGGCCAAGCUCGACAACUUUCUCUCGCCCGCCGGCGACGACGUCUACGUGUUGGCGGUGCUGGAGCGCGCGACCGGUACGCUCGUCGGCACCAUCGGCUCGCAUAUCCGCGCCGACCUGCUCGGCUGGCCCGCGCUCGGCUACAUGCUGCGCAAGGAGGCCUGGGGUAAAGGCUACGCGACCGAGAUGCUGCGCGGCUUCCUCGAGUUGUACUGGUCGCUGCCGCGCGGGGAGGCGCUCGUGGAGCUGGCGGCGGACUCGAGCACCGUGCCGCCGUCCGCGGCGGCGCGGGCGCAGGCCGCGGGGGAUGAAAUUGUGACGGUGCCGGAGCAGAUUGCGGCUAUCACGCUCGACUCGAAUGUCGCGAGCCAGAAUGUGCUGCUCAAGACUGGCUUCAAGCUGGUCAAGAAGUGCAUAGACCUGGAGAACCCGCCGUUGCUGCCGCUGUGCUUUAUGUACUCGUUAGAGAGACCGCAAAAUUAG